AUGGAAGAUACUGAGAGUGAGGAGCCCAGCAAAUAUGUUUGUUCUGAAUAUGAGAGUUCCCAGACAGAGGGUCUAGUAGAAGGUCUUAUAGAAAGUAGGAUGGUAGUGCAUGAGGGUGAGAGGGAGGCUAUAGCUGAUUGGGUUCUAGCCUUGCCUCAUACACCAGAGGUGGGCUCGAGCAAUCAGGCAUCACCGUCAGGGUCCGUGGGUGUAGUCGUGGCUUCAGCUUCAGAAGGAGUGGACAUACAAGUUGGUGUCCCUUUGGCUAGGCGGAAUACUCUUAUAGAAGUGAAGUUGGCCAAUCUUCGAAUAGAUUAUAGUGUUCCACCCUAUGUGGGCUUGAGGUUACCCACUGCAACUGAUGUGGUACCGAUGAUGUUAGCCAAGCUGGGGUAUGCGCCGGAGCAAUAUAAUCCCAACUUUUGGAUUCUUCUGCAUGGGGUUUACAUUGCCUGGUGGUUGAUUGGGUUGGGGGAGCCAACAUUUGAGCAGUUCAUGUACCUAUACUCGAUUUCGAAGCAACAUUGGAGUUUUGGUUGGGUACAAGACAAUUGCCGAAUGGCAAAAGAGAGAGGUUAUUUUAUUGGUCACAAGCCUUCGACACAGAAGUCCUGGAGGAACAGGUGGUGUCUGGCUUAUGGUGACUGGGAGUGUUUGCCAGGGAAGACCGUCACCAAACACAUUCCUACCCACUUCCAGUUUAUAGGUUCGGUGAAGUGGGGGCCGAUCUCCAAGGAGCAAGAAGACGAAGUUGAGAGUAGACCUGACAAUAUUGCACACGACCGUUUACACACGACACGAAUUCGCAAGAAAUUAUCAGUAUUUGGGUUGAGCUUAUUGGGUCGGGUUGAAAACGGGUGA
Molecule: messenger RNA, 861 nt
Organism: Prunus armeniaca (apricot)
Lineage: Eukaryota; Viridiplantae; Streptophyta; Magnoliopsida; Rosales; Rosaceae
Source: the annotation of a GenBank genome assembly